AUGAGGCUUCAGUCUCCAUGCGUGUCUCCUUCUCCUGGAGCAGUGCUGGUGUUGCACUCGUUGCUUCUUGAGUUUCCAUUGGCGAUAGCCUUCGCUGAACAGCUGCUAACCUACAAUGUAGGAGAAACCAUAGAGCGCUCUGAGGAUGAGCUGGACACGGUGCCCACUUCUGUGCUCAUUCAGGUCGUGGAGCUGCUAGUGCCAGAAGAGAAGUUUUUGACGCUGGAAGUUUUCCACAAGUUUACUCUAGACAGAGCCAAGCAGGACAUCCGCAGUGUUUGGCGGGCGAUCCUGGCCUGUGGAUAUGACCUGCACUUUGACAGGUGUCCCAGUGGAGAGUUUGCAUCUGCGCUUUGCUCUGCUACAGUCUCUAAACAGCACACUGGAGAGCUCCUUCUGCCUUUAAUGGAGCUGAGACUCACACAAACCUACCAGAACAGCAUCGGCACGCUUCUGUGCGAGGCCAAAGGGAGCUGCUGCGCUGUGAAAGUGCUCUGGUGCGUCUGUACUGCCGCAUGGCCCUCCUCAACAUCUUUGCCCCCAAGAGUCCUCACACAUUCACACACCUCUUCCACAUCCCUGCAGUGCGUGACAUCACACUUGAAUAUCUGCAGCUCCUGUCCAAUCAGCUGCUGACUCCGCCUCUGCCAGGUGAUGUCAUACCAAUAUGUUGAAGAGCACUAUUUUACAUGCAUAACAGCAAUGUUAGAAGAUUUAUAAGAAUAACUUGACAAGAUUUUAAAAUAUUUUUUGAGAAUUUAUUAAUAUUUACUAAUGAGCAAAAAUGAUGUAAAUACACAUAUUUGGAAAUUAAGCUUUUUUAAAAGUGUUUAAGCAUAUUUUAGCUCUUCACUAUAAGGUCCCAUUAGUUAAUGCAUUAACUAUCAUUAAAUAGCAAAGAACAAUUCUUUUGUUUUACACUAUAUAUUAGUGUUUAUUAAGAUGCUAAAUGUCAUGUUUGAGGGAAAAAGUUUUCUUUUAUUUGAAAUUGAAGCAUUAUUUAAAUAUUUGUCGUUAGUUUCCUUGAAUACAACAAGUUGUUGAAGCAUUUGUGUUUUUAAGCACUCUACAAUAAGCUCCCAUUAGUUCACAUUAGUUUGUUCACUUGACAUGGAUUAGAAUGUUUUUGAGGUUACUUUUAAUGUACAAUGUAUAAUUCUAAUGCAUAAUUCUAAUUUGUUAAAUCCUAUUA
Messenger RNA from Danio rerio (zebrafish), 1192 nucleotides. Lineage: Eukaryota; Metazoa; Chordata; Actinopteri; Cypriniformes; Danionidae. The record is from RefSeq and is a predicted model, not a curated record.